This is a messenger RNA of Cladocopium goreaui, 411 nucleotides long. Lineage: Eukaryota; Dinophyceae; Suessiales; Symbiodiniaceae. The record is from the annotation of a GenBank genome assembly.
AUGUCGGACAGCAUUCUCGCUGUCGGUUGUGUCAAGCAGCAGUGCAUCACUUUGAAGCUGAAGGGCUUCAAAGAAUCACAAGCAAAGAAACUCUCCGUGGAGGUGGUGUUCCAGGCAAACAGCCAGACAUUGCCCCUGCAUUUGGCUUCUUGGGGUGCAGAACAGUUGCAGGCAGUAUGGUCUCUGGUGGUCACUGCAGCGGAGCUGCCAGCGGGAUUGAUUUUCUUUCACUUCCGCGUGAACGGUGCCUUUGCACUGUCUGGUGAACACAUCCGCAUUGGCCAGUGGAAUGCGGUGUAUCUCGGCGACCCGAUUCGCCCGGGGCUUAUCCAGAUCUCAACGUGUGCAGGACGGUGCAACGGAUGUUUUUGCUGCGCGAAACCUGCAGACAUGUUCGAUUCCUUUUUCUGA